Messenger RNA from Pocillopora meandrina, 3003 nucleotides. Lineage: Eukaryota; Metazoa; Cnidaria; Anthozoa; Scleractinia; Pocilloporidae. The record is from the annotation of a GenBank genome assembly.
GUGAAGUUUGUCGUGUGAGGAGAUCGAGUAUUUUCGAGGUUGUGAUUACUAAAUCGAGCAUUCAUGGCCAAGGAAAAAGGCUAUUUUCCACUCUGUACAGGAGUUUCCAUCGCCUUGUUAGUGGUUGUGGCCUGUCUUCUUGUUAUUCUUAAUAGAGGCAAGUGAUUUUAUCAUUAAUUGAACUUUAUUCAUUUGAAAAAAAUAUCAACAACCAUAAUAUCAUCAAACCAAAGAUUAAUCGCCACUCUCUGUGACUGAGAAGUUGAUUUAUGAGAAUGGAGAGACUUCUCGAUUAGCCGGUUUAGUCGCUUAAGAGCGAUUUUUCUUUCCAUCCAUUUCAACAGAUUCAUACUGCCCUUUAACUUACAAAAUUUUAAAAUAUAGAAACGGGAUUGUAAAGCGCGGUAAGGAGUGACUACUAUGAUGAAAUAUUUCAAAUGUAAAUUAAAUCUGGGUAAACAGGUGACAUUUCUCUCGGCAAUUUUAUUUCAACUUAAAACCUUUCGCAAAGAAGACUUUGAACGUGACUUCGCAGUCUUCGCGUGGUUAAUAAUCAUACUUCAAGUGCUGAUUUGAUAAGUAAACUUCUUCAAUCAUGUAGGACUUCUCUGUUCUCAAUUAUACCAAUUCAUUCUUUAUCAUUCGCAAUCAAUCACGUCAAAAUAAAUUUAGGGUAUUCUACUUAGUGUAUCUGUUACGAAAACUUGCGUCCACUCUUCCUCGGUAGGUAAUCAUCAAGGAGAGUUUAUAAUGCAUACUUCAAACGUGCUUAUCUUGCUUCAGUCUUUUUCUCUCCGCCGAUAUACCGUGUGUAGAAGAGCUCUAGGCUACAAUUGAAAAAUUGAACGUUUCCGGCCCAACUCCUCCCAUUUAUUUUCGACCGAUCACGCAAAGAACCUCGUGGAUCAUUGGUGAAUGAGAACUACUCUCGUGAAAUCGGUUUCGUUCUUUACAUUUUGCUCUUUAUUAAGAAAUUAGAAAUUGCUACCCAAAUCUCAAGUACAAGGAAAAACUAUUUCGUGUCAACAAGGUUUAGAAGUCAAUCACCUCCUUGUUGUUUAUAAGGAAACUGAACCAAUUUAUUCAGAAACAGGAUUUAUUAGUUUAAUUAGUAUAAACUAAGAUCAAAACAAUUUUUGUCCUGUAUUGAACAAGCCUGAUGCACGAUUUUAGGGUUUUUUUUCUUUUGCUUUCUCGUUGAGCGUUUUGCACAUCACAGUUCAUUUCACGUAGUUCAGUCUAAUACAGUACCAUGUCGUUUCAGUUGUAUCCUUUUAAUUGAUGGCCUGGUGAGCAAUUGACAUGUUAAUUUAAGUAGUUAUUCAGUUUUAUCAAAAUUCGCUAGCUAUUUUGCAAAUUGUGAAGGGAAGUUGUAGCCGUACGUGACUCAGAUAGAUUACGUGGUAAUAAUGUCAUUUUUAUGAUGAGAAGUGGAUAAUUAAGAUUUCACUUAUCAGUAAUGAAAAAUCCAUCAAUUUUACUUGAACUGUAAAAAAUAUCAAACAAAAAAAAAAGAGAAAAAAAAACGCGAUGAUCACCUUAGACAGUAGUUCAUCUCUGUUGUAUCCAGCGACCUUAUUUCAAAUGGCGAAAUACUUUAACUGCACAAGGCUUCAUAGGUUUACAUUGGACAUUUAUUUCAGAAGCUCAUUAAUGUUCAUUCGCUAAGUCGAAAUGAUUUCGUGUUGCCACUCGUUUGGAACGCAGAUCGAGUAGAGGAGCCACGGGUUUUUUAUGCAGCCUCCUCUAAAAAUAGGAACAAAAUACUCUCCAGGGUAGUUUUUUUUCUGUUUAUUUAUCAAACAAGAGUAUUUUGCCGGCGUUGUCAGUUUGACCAUAAAUUCAGUUUUUGUUGGGACACAGAGAGGUGAAUUAGCAACACCAGUUUUGAUUGACUCCACAUUCCUGUGAGUCAGCUAAGUAUGAGUUGAGUGAAAAAAUUCAAUGAAGCCCAUUUGGAUGGGGAAAUAACGGCAAGAAUUUUUUUAUUGGUUUAUCUUUCCCUCUAGACCCCAAAUUAACUGAUAUUUACUCCGACUGGCUCUCUAUGUUUUCCUCAGAUAAUACAGAGAUUGCUACGGAACAUGUACAAAACCCACGAGAGACUGCACCCAAACAUAAGAAGAACAUCUCACAGACAGGGAAUUCUACUUUAAUAACUGAGACAAAAUCAACACAUAUUCACUACAAUCGAAGGGAGUUCUGUCAAACGUGCUGUCACACACCACCGUAAGUAUCUAAAACAAUGUAAUUUGGCUAUCGCGGAGUUUGAAUUAUACUUCAACAGCUUCUUCAUACCCUCCCCUCCCUCCCGCUUAAUAAAGCAAAUCCAAACACGCCGAGGAAAAAAAAUUGGGAUUGUGGCAUUUUCGUUUCGGACAGCGCUCCAUUCACAUAGUGUCGACUCUCAUUAUUAUUACUAUUAUUAUUACUAUUAUUAUUAUUAUUAUUAUUAUUGUUAUCACGUUUCUUUAGAAUAAGAAUUUUCUCUUUGGUCGAGGACGGUCUCGUUCUAAAAUGUUCACCACUAUUUGAGUGACUCAGCCCUUGUACUACAAGUUGUGGUGCCGGCUGAUUUAAAAUCAACUUCGUCGAAGUCCUUUGUAUUUUGAAAACGCGUUGCAAUAAUUUUAAUUAAAGAAGUCGUCUAUUUCUCGACAACACAGAUGCUGGUACAAGAACCACAAAAAAUGUAGCAAGUGUGCGAACAGUAGACAAUCAAAGCUCUUGACAAAAAGAAUUCUUCAAAGAUCGAAGACGAAAGCGGCGAAACAUCAUCUCAGAAGGAAUAACAAAACAAACUUGAAGGAUUAAUGAGGAACAAUAAAGUAAAAAGGACAACAUUCAACUUUAAAUCACAGGAAUUCUUUAGCAGAUAGCUGGCCUCGCGCAAAUUCCUCGUCUAGAGGGAGCUUCUUACUCAGGGAAUUCGAAAAACAAGCGAGGAAGUAGGUCAUAUUCUGAAUUGUCAAGAGGAAAAUGAAAUACUUGACCAUCAAAGCC